Corylus avellana is the source of this 445-nucleotide messenger RNA. The record is from RefSeq and is a predicted model, not a curated record. NCBI's taxonomy places the organism in Eukaryota, Viridiplantae, Streptophyta, Magnoliopsida, Fagales, Betulaceae.
ACCAUGCUAAUUAACAAAGGGAGUAAUUCAUCUCAGCAGAUCUAUUACAUUAAGCAAUGGCUCAUGCAGGUAACUCUUUGAGGUCUACUUUGGUGACGCUCUUCAUAUUUGCAAUCAUCUUAUCUCCAAUGGCAACGUCUGAUGCAGCUCGAUUGACUCAAAGAGCUUCAGGACCCAUUUGCCCUGCUUGUGUAUGUUGCACACCUCCCCCACUGGGCUCUUGUUGCAAGUGUUGCGCUACUCCUUCGCCUAUCGCCAAGGCUGAGAAUGGGUCUCCAUGAGCCUAGCUACUCAAACUUUCUGAUUCUACCUUUAUUGUAUGAAUAAAAGGAAUCUCUACACUUCCCUUUAGACCAAAUCCACCUGUUUAAAUAUAUAAUGUACGUCAUUUUUCUUCUUCACAUAUAUUAACAAAGAUGACUUAAUUAAAUAUAUAAUUAAUGUA